This is a messenger RNA of Miscanthus lutarioriparius, 3858 nucleotides long. The record is from the annotation of a GenBank genome assembly. NCBI's taxonomy places the organism in Eukaryota, Viridiplantae, Streptophyta, Magnoliopsida, Poales, Poaceae.
AUGGACGCCGACGAGAUGGACGUCGACCUCGACGGCGCCGGCGGGAUGGACUCCCUACCCUCGGCCUCCCCCGCGUCCGCCUCCGGUUCCCUCCCCGCCGUCCUCUCCGAGCUCGCCGCCCUCCACCGCCGCGCGUCCUCCUCCUCCUCCGCCACCUCCCCGCCCCUGUCCCUGCCCUCCAUCACAUUCCUCUCCUCCGGCCCCGCCGCCGUCGCGCCCAUCUUCCCCCGCCUCGCCGAGGCCGGCGUCCCCGCGUCCUCCCUGCUGCCCCCGCUCGAGGCCUCGCUCUCCGCGCACCCGCUCCCCGCCGCCGUCGCCUACCUCCGCCUCCUCCUCGCCCCGGGCUCCCCGCUCCUCAUCCUCUUCUCCCCGCUCCCCUUCCUCUCCCUCCUCCUCGCCAUCCGCAAGGCCGCCGCCGCCGCGGCCUCCGCCACCGGAGCCGGCAGCGCCGCCUCCAACCCUAGCUCCGGUUCCGGCGCCGCCGCGGCCGCCAACCCCCGCAAGCGCAAGAACCAGCGCCAGAAGCCGCCGGCGGCCCCGCGGGCGGCGCCGUCGCUGCUCCCGAAGGCGCUCUCCCUGCUCGCCGACGCCGCGGGAAGGCUGCCGCUCGGGGCCCACCCGGACGCGCGGCGGUCGCUCGUCGACACCGCCGCGGAGCUCGCGGCGUUCGACGUCCUCGCCGCCGUCCUUGGAUCCGACUACCACGCCGGGGCGGUGCAGGACGUGAUACGCGCGCUGGCCCCGGUGGUGCUCUCGGCCACGAAAUCUGCGGCACGGGUGGCCGCGGUGCAGUUCCUCGUGAGGAAGUUGGUGCCUUUGGGUGGCGAGGAAGGGGAGGAAGCAGUUAGGAAGGCAGUGGGGUACCUUCCGAGGUACUUGGCCGUGAAGGCCCCGGACAAGGCGGAGGCCAGGGCACUGGCGGUGGAAGCCAUAGUCGAGGUGGUACGGGCAUUGGACGCUUUGGGAAGGGAGGGAUUUGCAGGGUACGUUGUGGCCAUGGCAAGGGGCAAGGCAAAGGGACGACUGCUUGCUGUGGAUUUGGUCCUUGCCUUGCUGCCAGUGCUGUUACCAUCUGAAGGGGAUGACUGUGAUACGGAGGAGGGCUCUUGGGGGCUGAAGUUUCUGCGGCUGUUGGUGGAGAGGUGCUCAGAUAGCGUGGGAGGUGUUCGAGCUCGGGCGUUAACGAAUGCAGCACAGGUGCUUGAUGUUUUGUCUGAGAGAGGUGUGGAGGUUGACCGGUUGCAAGAGGUGAUGAGGAUUGGGGACAUGGGGCUUGGGGAAUUGCUGAGACGACGCUGCACCGAUGAUAAGGCUGCUGUGAGGAAGGCUGUGCUUGUGCUCAUCACAAAGGCAAUCGGUUUGAUUGGGAGACCCAUCGAGGAGUCUCUUCUUUCUGCAAUGGGCGCUGCAUGCUCUGAUCCAUUAGUCAGCAUCCGCAAGGCUGCUCUUGCUGCCAUCUCAGAGGUUUUUAGGAAAUUUCCUGAUGAGAAAGUGAUGAAAGAGUGGCUUCAGGCCGUGCCGCCGCUGGUGAUUGAUAGUGAGACAAGCAUCCAGGAGGAAUGUGAAAACCUGUUUCUUGAACUGGUGCUUAACAGGAUCUGCCAAGCUGCCAAUUCGAAACUAGAUGAUGAUUCCAUCACCUUGGAGGAAGUUUUCCCUGAAGGGACACUGGAUUUGCUGAAAAGCAUCUGUGAUGGAGAGGUUGCUCCAUGCAUAAAGAAGAUAUGUGCAAGCCUUGGGAAGAAGAAGAAGCUGAAACCACUACUUGCUAGCUCACUGCAGAACAUCAUAACACUAUCUGAAUCCUUGUGGUUGAGAAAUUGUAAGCCAAUCGAAAAUUGGACUGCACCUAUUGGGUCCUGGUGGCUUCUUUCUGAAGUCUCAUCAUUCGCGCCAAAAUCAGUUGACUGGAAGUUCCUCUCCCACCACUGGAAACUUCUUGACAAUGUUGGCCAAGAUGACAGAGGUAAAGCUUGUUCUCAAGUGGAACCAAACUCUGCGCUCUGGGCAGUCAAUCGUGUGUCACUCUUGCAAACCAUUUCAAAUGUCUCCAUGGAGCUGCCUGUGAAACCUGCAGCAGAAUUGGCACAGAGCUUGCUCACAAGGAUUGAGGAUUUUGAUAUGAAUCUGAGUGAGGUUGAUGCGCAUGUAAAAGCACUGAAAACUUUAUGUAAAAGGAAAGCAAAAUCAGCUAAUGAGGGUGAUGCACUGAUCCUGAAGUGGGCGCAGCAACUUAUCUGUAGUGCUUUUGACAUCCUUGACCAGUACAUAAAAGAGGCAUCUGAAUCAGCCAGGGGUCACAGUUUCGUUACUCCUAUGACUGGCAAACGCAAGGGAACGAAACAGACAUCUGCAUCAAAGUCAACAUUACGUGCAGUUGUUGCUGUGUUCACUGUUGGAUCACUGAUCCUAGCUUGUCCUACUGCUGAUGUGAAGGACAUCACCCCUUUGCUACACACAAUUGUAACUUCUGGAAGUUCUGAGCCAAGGCCAAAAAACCUUGUUGGUGGGACCAUUUCUUUCAAAGAGUUAGCUCCAUCAUUAUAUAUACAAACGUGGGAUACAUUAGCAAAAAUAUGCCUUGUAGAUGACAAAGUGGCCAAACGGUACAUUCCAAUUUUUGUUCAGGAGCUUGAGAGGAGUGAUAUGGCUACCCUUCGGAAUAAUAUCAUGAUUGCGAUGGCAGACUUCUAUGUCCGUUAUACUGCAUUGGUUGACUGUUAUAUGUCAAAAAUAACAAAAUCACUACGUGAUCCCUGUGAAGUAGUACGGAGACAAACAUUUAUCCUACUCUCUAAGUUGUUGCAGAGGGACUAUGUAAAGUGGAGAGGGGCUCUCUUCCUUCGGUUUCUGCCAUCUUUAGUUGAUGAGUCUGAGAAGAUUAGGCAUUUGGCUGACUACCUUUUUGGGAACAUCUUAAAAGCUAAAGCGCCACUCCUUGCAUAUAAUAGUUUUAUUGAAGCUAUAUAUGUUCUAAACGAUUGCACUGGACACGGUGUAUAUAGCGACUCUCAGUCUCAGGGAAGUUCAGACAAAAGACCUGCCCUUUUUGCAAUUCGUGGCACUGAUGAAAGAUCGAGAUCAAAACGAAUGCACAUUUAUGUCUCUUUGCUGAAACAAAUGGCACCAGAGCACCUUUUAGCCACGUCGGCCAAGUUAUGUGCUGAGAUCUUGGCAGCUGUUUGUGAUGGAUUGCUCAGUGUUGAUGAUGCUGGUGGAAGGGCUGUACUUCAGGAUGCUCUGCAGAUACUGGCUUGCAAGGAGAUGCGCAUCCACCCCAACAUCUUGUCAGAGAAUUCCGAGAUGGACGAGGAAGGUGGCGAGGGCGGGGGAAUGGCCAGCGCGCUCCUGGCGGCCAAAGGGAGGGCGGUGACCCAGGUGGCAAAGAAGAACCUGAUCCAGAUCGCGGUCCCGAUCUUCAUCGAGCUGAAGCGGCUGCUGGAGAGCAAGAACAGCCCGCUGAUCGGAUGCCUGAUGGAGUGCCUGCGCGCCCUGCUCAAGGACUACAAGAACGAGAUGGAUGAGAUCCUGGUGGCGGACAAGCAGCUGCAGCGCGAGCUCCUCUACGACAUGCAGAAGUACGAGGCAGGCAAGGGGAAGGGCAAGGUUGCCACGCAGGCCGAGGCCGAGGCUGGUCCCAGCGGCACCGGCAGGUCCCCGGCUGGUGAGUCUGCGAGAGCCACUGUCAGGUCGGUGCUGAAGGAGGUGAACCUGAAGGCGCCGACGCCGCCGCUGCACUCGAUGAGCGUGCCCAAGGUGAAGUCCAUUCUGGGCAGUGCUGGGCCGGGCUCUCGCCGCCCCGAUGUCCUCGAGUCGGUCCGGCGGCUUCAGCCGUUUGAGUCGGACGAUGAGAGUUAG